Messenger RNA from Aspergillus steynii IBT 23096, 846 nucleotides. Its product is annotated as putative L-cystine transporter. Gene Ontology annotation, molecular function: L-cystine transmembrane transporter activity. The coding region runs from base 19 to 846 and encodes 275 amino acids. Gene Ontology annotation, cellular component: vacuolar membrane; fungal-type vacuole. Lineage: Eukaryota; Fungi; Ascomycota; Eurotiomycetes; Eurotiales; Aspergillaceae. Gene Ontology annotation, biological process: L-cystine transport. The record is from RefSeq and is a predicted model, not a curated record. The transcript has 2 exons.
CCGCGACGGCAAUCAACCAUGUCGCCAAUCGUUACCAUCUCGAGCAUAGUGGGCUGGACCUACGUAUUCCUCUGGUCAAUUUCCUUCUACCCGCAAGUUCUCACCAAUCUGAGCAGGAAAUCCAGCUCCGGCCUAUCCAUAGAAUUCACCUGGCUCAAUGCGCUGGGCCUGACGGCCUACAGCGUAUUCAACGCCGUGCUUUUAUUUUCGCCCGUUGUCCGCGCCCAAUAUGCUAGUCGGUUACCGGGGAACCCUACGCCUCCGGUGCAUUUCAGUGAUCUAGUGUAUGCAGCGCAUGGGGCGGGACUAUGUCUGGUCCUUUUAAGCCAGGCGCAAUGGCCACACUUGUGGGGAUUCCGUGGAUCAAAAGCGGCGCUGAGCUUGAGCACUAUAGGAGUGUUCUGGGGCUGCAUUGCGAUCAUAUUUGCUGGCAUUGGCAGCGUUCUGCUUGGGCUGUCGCAGAGAUGGGAAUGGCUUGAUGUGGUAUACACGAUUGGGAACAUCAAGCUCUUUCUCACGGUCGUAAAAUACACGCCUCAGGUGAUCCACAAUUACCGUCGCCAGUCAACCGAGGGCUUCAGUAUCUAUGCUAUUCUGCUCGAUUUCACGGGCGGGCUGCUGUCAGUCGUACAGUUACUCCUGGAUCUCGGCGAGCAAGGGAACUGGUCUCAGAUGAGCUCGGGAAACGGUGCGAAAUUCGCACUAGGCAAUGUCACUAUGCUUUUUGAUAUCACAUUUAUUGUGCAGCAUUAUAUUCUCUAUAGGCAUCGGAGCAAGGGCAAGGCAGCGCGUGAAGAAAGGGCGCCGUCAGAGGAGGAUCCGUUAUUGGGUAAUCAGGAGGCUUGA